Messenger RNA from Stylonychia lemnae, 678 nucleotides. The record is from the annotation of a GenBank genome assembly. NCBI's taxonomy places the organism in Eukaryota, Ciliophora, Spirotrichea, Sporadotrichida, Oxytrichidae.
AUGAAGAAUCAAAGUACUUCCAAAAGUGUUGACCUUAGCAAGAUAAAGAAUGGACAGUUUUAUCAGCCAUUAUUCAGUAAAAUACGCUCAUUGAAUGAAAACAUUCUUUUCCAUUUGUAUGUGAGUGAACCGCCUUGUGGUGAUUCAAGUUUACUUUUAAAAGAUGAUUCUAAUAGUAACAGUCAUUGGACUGGAGCUAAGUCAACAAAUUAUGAGAGUUGCUAGGAUCUAGGGAUAUCUAGGUUGAAAAGUGGGCGUAGUGAUAUUAAAGAUGAUAAUAGAAGUGAGUGCAUGAGCUGCUCAGAUAAAAUCAUGAUGUGGAACACUCUUGGCAUCUAAGGCUCUUUAUUGGCACCAUCAGGUAGUUCUAUGGCUUGGAAUAUUACUGAAUCCGAUAAAUUGAACCUUAUUAUUGGGAAAUUCGGGAUUAAAUAGGGGGGAAAUAUUAAAAAUGUAAAAGCACUAAAAUCAUUUAAAUCAGACAUUUGCAAAUACUCUAUGCUUGAAUUGUUGCAAAGAGUGUUGGAUUUGGAUUUGGAAAAAGGAAAAUAGUAUAAUAAAUUAAAGGAAUAGAAUAUAGAUUACUUUAAGUGCAAGGAAUAAUUGAUUAGUUUGCUGAAGGGGGGUUGGACUAAUUUAGAAUUUAAAAGGAAUUAUGAAAAAUUUUUUAUUUUAUGA